UUGCCUAGCUUGGGUGGACCGGUUGAGAGCUGCGCUUCGGGGGUUCGCGAGCAGCCCCCUUCCAGCCAGAGGCAGAGCCUGCCCGGCCGGCCGGGUCUCGCCCUUCCAAGAAAAGCCGGUGGAGAGAUGGAGGGACGCCGGAGGGGUUGCUGGACCGAGGAUCUCGAGGCUUGCAGGGGAGGGGAGGCACCCAGUCCUGCUCCUGGCUUUGCAUGCAAGGGAUCAUCCGACAUUGGGGGGGGGGGGGGGGGAGAGAAGCCCCCGGGAACCUCACAUUGGGCAUAAACCAGGUUUGCUUCGCAGCGUUCCUAGCAAAAGAGAAUCCAAGAAAUCCCUGCCUGGCACUCCCGUACCUUCUGCAAAGGCUCCUAUUUUCAGCUAUUUUGGGGUGGGGGACAUUGGAGGAGCUCCGAUUCUGUGCCUCGGAAUUCAUUUGUAAAACCUGCAAUGUUUUUCUUGCUGUCAGUGCAGGGGUGAAAUCCAAUUUUUUUUUUCCUAUCGGUUUUGUGGGCGUGGCUUAGUGGGCGUGGUGUGGCUUGGUGGGUGUAGCAGGGGAAGGAUGCUACAAAAUCUCCAUUCCCUCCCCACUCCAGGGGAAAGGGUACUGCAAAAUCCCCAUUCCCACCCCACUCGGGGGGGGGGGCAGCCAGAGGUGGCAUUUGCCGAUUCUCCGAACUACUCAAAAUUUCCGCUACUGGUUCUUCAGAACCUGCUGGAUUUCACCCCUGUGUCAAUGGAGCUCAGCUGCACUUCUUCUGCAGAGAAGACCCCCCCUCCAAAAUGAGGGUUGGUCUCCAAGGGGAGGAGGGGUCGAGACGGAGAGAGGAACAAACCUUGCAGCCUGUGCCUGAAACGUCUGGUUUUUGGCCCUCCCCCUUCCAAAAUGUCACUUUGCCCUCAUUUGGAUUAAACGAUCACAGUUUCUGAAGGAGAAAGUCGGUAAUUCCUGACGUUCAAAAUUAAAGAAGAAUAUUUGUAGCUCAGGGUUGAAGUUUCCUUUCUUUUCUUCCUUAGAUGUAAAAGCUGGAGGCUUCUUGAGAAUUGAAUGGCUUGAAAAUCUUCUCCGGGCUUCUCUGUGCAACCCCUUCAGACCGCAGGACUGAAAAGACAUCUGGAGGCCCAGGAGAUCCACAGGGCCCUUCUGGAUCCCUGUCAGACAAGAGGUCAAAAUGGAUGCAAUCCACCUGGUAUGGAAAGGAGUGGGGAAAGAUCCUGUUGCUACUCAGCCCGGGAGCUUUGGGGAAGUCUGGGCAGGACCCAGGCAGAAGAUCCCAGAGAUGGCAGCCCUCAGUUCUGAGAUCCAGCAUUGGCGCUUCAGGAACAGCCCCUUUCAGGAGGACGAAGGACCACGAGAGCUUUGCAGCCGCCUUCAUCAUCUUUGCUGGGGAUGGUUGCAGCCAGAAAAGCACACCAAGGCUCAGAUGUUGGACCGGGUGAUCUUGGAGCAGUUUUUGGCCAUCCUGCCCAGGGAGAUGCAGCGCUGGGUGCGGGAAUGCCGAGCGGAGACCACUUGCCAGGCAGUGGCCCUUGCCGAAGGUUUCCUGCUAAGCCAGGCAGAGGAGAAGGGAGUGCACCAGGUUCUAAGGUCCUUCCUGGAGGUGGGGGCUAAUUAUCCUGAAGAAAAGGUGGAUCCCACAAACCCUACUCAGAAGUCGUGUUUCAGAGGGAUCUCCAAGGAGAAACAUCAAUGUCAAGAUGUCUCACUAGGGAACAAAAUGGAGUCACCGUUGUUCAUUAGUUCCUCUCUUUGUGCUGGUGGAGCUAAAAGAGCAGCUGAACUUCCAGCUCAGGGUCCUGUGUCCUUUGGGGAGGUGGCCAUCCAUUUCACCAGUGAAGAGUGGUUGCUGCUUGAUCCCAGCCAGAAAGCCCUGCAUCAAGAAGUCAUGUUGGAGACAUGUAGGAUCAUGGCUUCUUUAGCAGUUGAUGAGCAGAAGAAUGACAAUUACCAAGAGCCAAAUCUGGUGCCAUUGCAAAUAAUAAAAAUUGAAAUCCCAGAAGAAAUAACUGCAGAUAAGUGGGGAAUGAGGAAACAUGAAAAAAACCAAGCUUACAAUGGCAAUGAAAUGUUCACUCUUCGGUGUGCAGGAAUGGAUCACUUUCUGACCCAAUGCAUUUUCAAGGAAAGCAACCUGCGCAACACUCAAGGGAGCGAGAAAAUGUUCAAAGGAAAAUCCAUGAUUAGUAAUGACUAUGAAAUUAAAAAGAGCAAUAAUAGCAACAUUAUUCCACAUAAAAUGAUCCAUAUGAAGGAAAAUUCCUAUAAAUGUGAGGACGGGAGAAACAGUUCCAGUUUGAUUAAUUCCCUUACUUAUCAUAAAAAGACCCGUAUGGGAGAAAAACCCUAUAAAUGCCUGGAGUGCGGAAAGAACUUCAGCAGCAGCAGUUACCUGACCAUCCAUAAAAGGAUCCACACAGGAGAAAAACCUUAUAAAUGCACAGACUGCGGAAAAAGCUUCAGUAUGAAAAGUUCCCUUACUUCUCAUAAAAGGAUUCAUACGGGAGAGAAGCCUUAUCAAUGUCUGGAGUGUGGGAAAAGCUUUGGGAACAGAGAUCAUCUGACCUCUCAUCAAAGGACCCAUACAGGGGAAAAGCCUUAUAAAUGCACAGACUGUGGAAAGACGUUUAAUUGGCAUGGCCACCUGACUUCUCACAAAAGGAUCCACACAGGAGAGAAACCAUAUAAAUGCCUGCAGUGUGGGAAAAGCUUCAGUAUGAACAGUUCUCUUACUUCUCAUAAAAGGAUCCACACUGGAGAGAAACCCUAUCAAUGCUUAGAGUGCGGAAAAAGCUUCAGUAUGAACAGUUCUCUUACUUCUCAUACAAGGGUUCAUACUGGAGAGAAACCCUUUCAAUGCCUGGAGUGUGGAAGAAGCUUUAGUAUGAAAAGUUCCCUUACUUCUCAUCAAAGAAUUCACACGGGAGAAAAACCCUAUAAAUGCGUAGACUGUGGGAAAAGCUUUAGUAUGAAAAGUUCCCUUACUUCUCAUCAAAGGGUCCAUACAGGAGAGAAACCCUAUCAGUGCUUAGAGUGUGGGAAGAGGUUCAGCCACAGCAGUCAGCUUACUUCCCAUAAAAGGGUCCACACAGGAGAAAAACCCUUUAUAUGCACAGUGUGUGGAAAGAGUUUCAGCAACAGCAAUCACCUGACCUCCCAUAAAAGAAUGCACACCGGGGAAAAACCCUAUAAAUGUACGGACUGUGGAAAAAGCUUCAGUAUGAACAGUUCCCUUACCUCUCAUAAAAGGAUCCACUCGGGAGAGAAACCCUAUAAGUGUGUUGAGUGUGGAAAAAGCUUCAGUAUGAACAGUUCUCUUAGAUACCAUAAAAGGAUCCAUAUGGGAGAAAAACCCUAUAAAUGCACAGAAUGUGGGAAGAGCUUCAUCCGAAGCAGUGAUCUUGUUUCCCACAAAAGGAUCCAUACAGGAGAGAAACCCUUUAAGUGUACUGAAUGUGGAAAGAGCUUCAGUAUAAACAGUUCUUUUAAUUAUCAUAAAAGGCUCCAUACGGGAGAAAAACCCUAUCAGUGCCUGGAGUGUGGGAAGAGCUUCAGCAAGAGCAGUGUUCUUGCUUACCAUAAAAGGAUCCAUUCAGGGGAAAAACCUUAUAAAUGCAUGGACUGUGGUAAGACCUUCAAUUGGUAUGGCCACCUGACUUCUCAUAGAAGGAUUCACACAGGAGAGAAACCCUACAGAUGCCUGGAAUGUGGAAAGAGCUUUAGUCAUCGUGAUUCCCUUACUUCCCAUAAGAGGAUCCACACAGGAGAGAAACCAUAUAAAUGUAUGGAAUGUGGGAAGAGGUUCAGCAUGCAGUGUUCCCUUACGUCCCAUAAAAGGAUACAUACAGGAGAAAAACCCUAUAAAUGCAUGGAGUGUGGAAAGAGCUUCAGGGGAAGCAGUGGACUUAAUUGUCAUAAACGGAUCCACACAGGAGAAAAACCCUAUAAAUGCAUGGAGUGUGGGAAGAACUUCAGUGUAAAGAGUUCUCUUACUUCUCAUAAAUGGAUCCACACAGGAGAAAAACCCUUUAAAUGCAAACAGUGUGGGAAGAGCUUCACAACUAGUAGUUACCUGAUAUGCCACAAAAUGAUCCAUACAGGGAAAAAACCUUACAAAUGUGUGGACUGUGGGAAAAGGUUCACUACGAAAUGUUCCAUUACAGCCCAUAAAAAGAUACAUACAGAAGAAAGACCCUUUAAAUGCAAGGUGUGUGGGAAGAGCUUCAAGGGAAAGAGUUCUCUAAAUUGUCAUAAACUGAUCCACACAGGAGAAAAACCCUAUAAAUGCCUAGACUGUGGGAAGGGCUUCACCCACAGCAGUACCCUUGCUUCCCAUAAACGGGUCCACACAGGAGAAAAACCCUUUACAUGCAUGGAGUGUGGAAAGAGGUUCAGUGUAAAGAGUUCUCUUACUUCUCAUAGACGCAUCCACACAGGAGAAAAACCCUAUAAAUGCCUAGACUGUGGGAAGGGCUUCAGGCAAAGCUGUGACCUUGCUUCCCAUAAACGGGUCCACACCGGAGAAAAACCCUAUAAAUGCAUGAAAUGUGGAAAGAGCUACAAAAACAGCAGUUACCUGAACCUCCAUAAACGGCUCCACACGGGAGAGAAACCCUAUACAUGCCUGGAGUGUGGAAAGAGCUUCACUAUCAAGACUUCACUUACUUCUCAUGAACGGCUCCACACAGGAGAAAAACCCUAUAAAUGCCUAGACUGUGGGAAGGGCUUCAGCCGAAGCAGUAGCCUUGCUUCCCAUAAACGGGUCCACACAGCAGAAAAACCCUUUAAAUGCAUAGAAUGUGGAAAGAGCUUCAAAAGUAGUAUUUACCUGAUAUGCCAUAGAAGGAUCCAUUCAAGGGAAAAACCUUAUAAAUGUGUGGAUUGUGGGAAAAGGUUCAGUAUGCAGUGUUCCCUUACAUCCCAUGAAAGGAUCCAUACAGGAGAGAAACCCUAUAAAUGCAUGGAGUGUGGAAAGAGCUUCAGGGGAAGCAGUGCACUCAAUUGUCAUAAACGGGUCCACACAGGAGAAAAACCCUAUAAAUGUACGGAGUGUGGGAAGAGCUUCAGCCAAAUCGGUAGCCUUGUUUCCCAUAAACGGGUCCACACAGGACAAAAACCCUAUAAAUGCAUGGAAUGUGGAAAGAGCUUCAGUGUAAAGAGUUCUCUUACUUCUCAUAAACGGGUCCACACAGGAGAAAAACCCUUUAAAUGCAUGCAGUGUGGGAAGAGCUUCACAACUAGUAGUUACCUGAUAUGCCACAAAAGGAUCCAUACAGGGAGAAAACCUUAUAAAUGUGUGGAUUGUGGACAAAGGUUCAGUGUGAAGGGUUCCCUUACUUCCCAUAAAAGGGUACAUACUGGAGAAAAACCCUUUAAAUGCAUAGAAUGUGGGAAGGGCUUCAGAAGUAGUAAUUACCUGAUGUGCCAUAGAAGGAUCCAUUCAGGGGAAAAACCUUAUAAAUGUGUGAUUUGUGGACAAAGUUUCAGAACGAAGUGUUCUCUUACAACCCAUGAAAAGAUACAUACAGAAGAAAGACCCUUUAAAUGCAUGGAGUGUGGAAAGAGCUUCAGGGAAAGCAGUUCUCUUAAUUGUCAUACACUGAUCCACACAGGAGAAAAACCCUUUAAAUGCCUAGACUGUGGGAGGGGCUUCAGCCAAAGCGGUACCCUUGCUUCCCAUAAACUGGUCCACACAGGAGAAAAACCCUAUACAUGCAUGGAGUGUGGAAAGAGCUUCAGUGUAAAGAGUGCUCUUACUUCUCAUGAACGGGUCCACACAGGAGAAAAACCCUAUAAAUGCCUAGACUGUGGGAAGGGCUUCAGCCGAAGCAGUAGCCUUGCUUCUCAUAAACGGGUCCACACAGGAGAAAAACCCUAUAAAUGCAUGGAGUGUGGAAACAGUUAUAAAACCAGCAGUUACCUGAUCCUCCAUAAGCGUAUCCACACGGGAGAGAAGCCCUAUACAUGUAUGGAGUGUGGAAAGAGCUUCACUAUCAAGACUUCUCUUACUUCUCACAAAAGGACACACACAGGAGAGAAACCCUAUAAAUGUAUACAGUGUGGGAAGAGCUUCAGCCGAAGCAAUCAACUUAGUUUGCAUAACAGGGUCCAUACAGGGGAAAAACCUUAUAAGUGCACAGAGUGUGGAAAGACCUUUGCUGCCAGUAGGUCUCUGACUUCCCAUAAAAGGAUCCACACAGGAGAGAAACCCUAUAUAUGCCUGGAAUGUGGGAAGAGCUUCAGAUUCAACAGUAACCUUGGUUUACAUAAGAGGAUCCACAGCGGAGGGAAAUAGAAAUGUACAGAAUGCGGAAGGAGUUUUUGUGAAUGAGAAUGCUUCUCAAGAAAGAAUCCACAAUGGGCAGAAAAUAUACUGUGGACAGCAAUCAAUUUAUUUCCCUUACGGAUAAAUAUAAAAAUGAAUGGACAAAGAAGAUAGACCUUUAGGUAGUCAAGUUAAAUAUUUGGGAGUAUACGUAACAUACUUAAGUGAGAUGUGCAACAAUUAAAGGAGAUAACUAUAAAAGAUUAAUACAAUAAAUUAAAUUGGACUUGGAGAACUGGAAAACCUUGCAACUGUCAAUGAGAGGAAGAAUAAUAACCAUAAAAAUUAAUAUCCUGCUGAAGGUGCUCUUUUUGUUCCAAACAAUCCCUAUAAAAGUAGAGAGAAAAAUACUUUGAUGAGCUAAAUAAUAAUAAUAAUAACAACCUUUAUUGUCACUGAACAACAUAUGUACAAUGAGAUUGGUGGAGCUCCCUCAGUGCACCUUCCCAACGCAUUACAACUCACGGUGAAGACUUAAAAUCCCUAACCCAAUAAAUCAUACUAACAAACACCCAGUCCUAUUGCACCAGUGCAAGCAUGUUACACAUUGCACCGGCCCUGCAAGUCCAUCGUACUAUGUAGUUAUGAUGUUAUUUUGCAUUCAGGAAUCUUGACAGCCCACGGAUAAAAAACGUUUUUCAGCCUGUUCGUCCAAUUGGCUAUGCUUCUAUAUCUCCUUCCCGAUGGUAGGAGUUUAAAGAAGUAGUGACCAGUGUGAGAAUUGUCCCUGAGAAUUUUCCUCACUCUUCUAAGGCAACAAGCCCUAGUGAUCUCAUCUAGUGGUAUCAGGGACAGCCUACAAUGUUUUGUGUUCUGCUCACCACCCUCUGUAAUAAUUUUCUAUCCGCUGCUGUCAAGCCGGCAUGCCAUACCAUGAUGCAAUAAGUGAGGACGCUUUCUAUUGUGGACCGAUAAAAGGAUGUCAUCAGUUGUUGUUCCACCUUGUUUUUAUGCAAGAUCCUAAGGAAAUGGAGUCUCUGUUGGGCCUUCCUGCCCAACUGGAUCAUGUUCUUUUUCCAGGUGAGGUAUUCGCUGAGAUAGACUCCCAGGAAUUUAAAGGAGGAGACUCUACACAGCCCCACUCGAUGUAAAGUGAGGCAGGUUUCUCACUCUUCCUCCAGAAGUUCAACACCAUUUCCAUCAUUUUACUGAUGUUCAGGUGCAGGUUUUUUUUAAUCACCAUGUGGAUAGUUUUUGAACCUCCCCCCUGUGCACUGUUUUGUCUCCAUCUGUAAUAAGACCCAGUAUGGUGGUGUCAUCUGUGAACUUAAUGAUCACAGUGGAUGGGUCAGAUGAUACACAAUUUUUUGUACAGUGAAUACAGGUAGAGACUGAGCACACAACCCUGUGGGAAAUCAGUGCUAAGUUUCAGGGAGGUGAAUAUGACAGACCCAACCCUCACAGUUUGUGGCCAGUCCCUCAGAAAGUCUUUGAUCUAGUCACAAAUGGAAAGGAAAAUCCAAGUCAAUCAGCUUUUCGAUAAGGAUGCUCGGAAGAAUGGUAUUGAAGGCUGAGCAAUAGUUUUAUGAAAAACAUCCUGUCAUAGUUCCCGGGUUUCUCCAGAUGGCUCGCUAUAGAAUGUAAAGCAGUAGGUAUGGCGUUGUCUGUCCACCUAUUCCCCCUGUAGGCAAACUGAUGUUUGUCAAAGUCUAAUGGGAGGCAUGUCCUAAGGUGUUGGAGAACCAAUCUCGAAGCAUUUCAUCAGUACAGAUGUUAGUGCAAUAGGUCUGUAGUCAUUUAGGCAGUUAGUUGCUGUUUCAAGACUGGGACAAUAGUGGCUGCUUUCAAGCAUGAUGGAACACAGGCCAAUUGCAGAGAGAUGUUAAAGAUCCUUGUCAGGACCCAGCUAAUUGAUCGGCACAAUUCUUUACCACUAUCCCCAGGACCCUAUCUGGGCCUGCAGCUUUGCAAGGAUUCACAUCCUUCAAUACAGUUCUCACUUGGUGUUUGUAGAGAGGGAGUGGCUGGGAAUCAGAAGGCCGGCAGGCAGUGGCUACAGGAUCUGGUCUUUUCACCUCGUAGCGUGUGAAGGUGUUCAACUCCUCCACCAACGGGGCGUCAGUGUUGACCAUGUUCCUCGUGUUGCCCUUAUAGUUAGUUAGAUGCUAACACCUACCACAUGUGCUUCGGAUUGUUAUCUGCCAGAUACAUACAAUACAAUACAAAAAUACAAUAAUCUUGAAAUACGUUAAGCAACAAAAAAGAACAAGAAUAAGACUGAAAAUGCUGCAAGAAUCUAAUAACAAUGGGGGCUUUGGGUUGCGGAUUGGGAGCUUUAUUACCAGGCUUCUGUACUAACUUGGGUGAAAGAAUGGCUAAAUCUAAGACAUAGAAGACUACGACUGUUGAAGGGACAUGAUCUUCAAUUGGGAUGGCAUGCCUUUUUCUGGUAGGAAAAGAAUAAAAUACAUAUUUUCAUAAACACUGAUGAUCCUGGACAUGGCAUAAAGGCAACACAGCCAGAAAAUAAGUAUGAAUCCCUUUAUUAGCUCCAACUUUGUCUGCACAAUGUCCUGUUUAAUCUCCGGUCUGGAGAAAAACUCACCCACAAAUCAGUAACAGCCUUUGGCUGAAAAUACUUCAAUCCAAGCGUUAUAAGCAGAAAAUGUCCAAAUAUAAAUCUAACAAGGCAAGAUAAAGUAAUUAAUCUGGCAGGGCAAGCAAGAUAAGGAGUUCCAGAAGUAAAGUAACAUGGCAAUAAAUCAAACCAGUUGGGAGGAUGCCAGGAACUCCGAUAAAGCAAUUAACAUGACAAACUCUGUUUCUUCCCAACAACUGACCCUCCCAUUUUCCUCUCCUUUAAACUCCAUCCCCAGGUGUGCCUUGUGAAGGGAAUUGGGGCUCUUUCCUCCCACGUAAGCCAUACAACCCAUGUUGCUCUCUUCUCUAUUCUUCCCUGCAUGUCCUAGGAUGAGGAAGGGGUGGGCCUUGGUCUUCAUCUGAAUCCCCUCUCCCUUGUUCUACCUCUCCCCUGCUCUGCCCAUCUUGACUUUUCCCUUCCCCAGUUUCCUCCACAGGCAAUGGAGCCACUCUCGCUCUCUGUCAGCUGUUCAUCUUUCCCUCGGAUUCAGACUCCAACGAGGGCUUAACAGACACUAUGUAAGAAAUGCUCUACUCUUGGUAUGGGAAAAGGUUAAAGCUAAAAACUAUAUGAAAAUACCAAUUUUGCAUUCCACAAUGGAAGCACUGAUACAUCCAAAUGUUGUAAACUCGGAAAAAAUUGUAAAAUAUAAAGACAUUCUGAAUGAGGAAGGGGAACUACAAACAAAACAGGAACUACAAAACCAAGAUGUGGGCCUAGCAUGGUGGCCACACCUGCAAAUACAAUCAAGAUAUGAGAAAGAUGCAAAGACACAUGGUUUCUAUAAAGAGCCAACAACACUUGACCAGAUACUAUUAGUGAUGGAAGAAAAAUAAAUAAAGAAAAUAUGUAACAUUCUAUUCUGGAGAAACAUCUCAAGUUGGGAUGGUGAAUUGAUUGGACCAUGUGAUGGACAUGUGGAUGCAGGGAAAGAGACUUUUGACUUUCUUUUGGUUGGGGAAAACCCAGGGGGACUUUCAGAUUCAGGUUUUCCCAGAUGUGCCAAUAUGACAUCUCUAAUAAAAUGGAACUUUGAGGAAA
Molecule: messenger RNA, 9942 nt
Organism: Pantherophis guttatus
Lineage: Eukaryota; Metazoa; Chordata; Lepidosauria; Squamata; Colubridae
Source: RefSeq, a predicted model, not a curated record